AUGACAUUGCAUAUUUUCCCCUGUUCUUAUUGGGAGAAGGCCCUGUGUGUCACUCAGUUGCUAAAUCACCCUAGAGGUUCUCAGAAGGGACCUGUCAGUUUUAGGUUUAAAGAACCCAGAAAGAGAAGGACUAUAGGGGAACUGAUGGUGUUCCUGUUACCUCUCAUCGUUGUAGUAAUGGUGAAGCACAGCGAUUCCCGGACGCACUCUCUGAGAUAUUUUCGCCUGGGCGUUUCGGAUCCUGGCCAUGGGGUCCCUGAAUUUAUUUCAGUUGGGUAUGUGGACUCGCAGCCUAUCACCACAUAUGACAGUGUCACUCGGCAGAAGGAGCCGCGGGCCCCGUGGAUGGCAGAGAACCUCGCGCCUGAUCACUGGGAGAGGUAUACUCAGCUGCUGAGGGGCUGGCAGCAGACAUUCAAGGUGGAACUGAAGCGCCUGCAGAGGUACUACAAUCACUCAGGGUCUCACACUUACCAGAGAAUGAUUGGCUGUGAGCUGCUGGAGGAUGGAAGCACCACAGGAUUUCUGCAGUAUGCAUAUGACGGGCAGGAUUUCCUGAUCUUCAAUAAAGACAGCCUCUCCUGGCUGGCUGUAGAUAAUGUGGCUCACACCGUCAAGCGGGCAUGGGAGGCCAAUCAGCAUGAGUUGCAAUAUCAAAAGAAUUGGCUGGAAAAAGAAUGUAUUGCCUGGUUAAAGAGAUUCCUGGAGUAUGGGAACGACACCCUACAAAGAACAGAGCCCCCACUGGUCAGAGUGAAUCGCAAAGAAACUUUCCCAGGGGUUACAACUCUCUUCUGCAAAGCUCAUGGCUUUUACCCCCCAGAAAUUUACAUGACAUGGAUGAAAAACGGGGAAGAAAUUGUCCAAGAAAUGGAUUAUGGAGACAUUCUUCCCAGUGGGGAUGGAACCUAUCAGACGUGGGCAUCAGUUGAACUUGAUCCUAAGAGCAGCAACCUUUACUCCUGCCAUGUGGAGCACUGCAGUGUCCAUAUGGUUCUUCAGGUCCCCCAGGAAUCAGAAACUAUCCCUCUCGUAAUGAAAGCUGUCUCUGGGUCCAUUAUCCUUGUCAUUGUGCUGGCUGGAGUUGGUGUUCUAGUCUGGAGAAGAAGGCCCCGAGAGCAAAAUGGAGCCAUGUACCUUCCGACACCAGAUCGAUGAUUGCAGAUCCCUCUUUUCCAGUUCUCUUUCCUGUAGGAGCCAUGUUCUCCUCUGUCCCCCAUAGACUCAAACCCAGUGCUUGAAGCUCCUGACCACACCCACAACAUACAUGAGGGUAAUGGGAUUGAGCAUUUAUGGCAGCAACAUAGGAGCCACAAAAUGUUCUUUGUUCUUUGGCUCCAAAAAGACUGUCAGAUUUCAGCCUCUUUUGAUGGACUGUUUUAUCACAGUUGACUUUAAAUACAGCUUGUCUGAUGACACAACACUUCCCUACAUUCCGUUUGUCAAUGAUGAUUUGCAACUAGUUGGAGAUUCUCAGAGCAGGAAGGAAUCUUUUCAUCCAGAGCAGGAACUGUCUUCUGCAAUGCCUUGGACUUGAGCCUCCAGCCUCCACUUGAACACCAUGUGAAGGGAACCUCAAUACCUCAUAAAAUGGCCUUUCUCAUUCAUCUUCUUUCAUGGGAACAUUAUUGUACCAGAGCUUUGAAUAUCAUGAGCACCAUGACUGUGACCCUGCAGGUAGGAUUGGAUCACCCCAUGAAAGUAGCCAGCAGGUUUCUACAAUGGCCUGGGAAUGGACUGAUUAUUAUUAUACAUUUUCUGGCCUGAGAGAAAGCCAGAGUCCCCUGCUGUUAACAGCAACCCUGCCUGGGAGCUUGGAAUCUUGGUAAUCUGCCCAAUUGGAUCUAUGGAGGUAGUCUCACCCUUUUUUUCUUUUGUGGGAAAUUAAGAGAAAUAAUUAUCAGACAUACCAUCACUUCCAGUGGAACUACAGAGACCUGGACCCAGCUGCACUAUUUUAGUGUAAAAAUAAUGGUAUGGCUGGGUGCAGUGGCUCACGCCUGUAAUCCCAACACUUUGAGAGGCCAAGGCGGGCAGAUCACAAGGUCAGGAGAUUGAGACCAUCCUGGUCAACAUGGUAAAACCCUGUCUCUACUAAAAUACAGAAAAUUAGCUGGGCAUGGUGUUGUGUGCCUGUAGUCCCAGCUACUCAGGAGGCUGAGGCAGGGGAAUUGCUUGAACCCGGGAGGGGGAGAUUGCAGUGAGCUGAGAUCGGACCACUGCACUCCAGCCUGGCGACAGAGUGAGACUGUGUCUCAAAAUAAUAAUAACAACAACAACAACAACAGCAGCAGCAGCAGCAGCAGUAUGUUUGGUGUCAGGAGAGGCUCAAUUCUCAUUUCUGCCUUUCCCAUGCUGACUCAUGGUAGCUGGGCAUGACUUGCCUUCCUGCAUAGGCUUAGUCUUCAUACAUAUGCACUGGGAAUCAAUAGAAGCCCAUGGUGAGGAUGAACAUCCCCUUAGUGUUUCUUACUCUGCCCAAUCCCUGAGGCCUCACCUGACUCACCUCCUGCCCUGCCGUGUAGAGCUACCUGCCCUGGGGCUGCCAGUCACACAUUCCUUGGUCACACUUCUCUGACCCCGUUUUGAAUCUGCACCUGAGCCUAAUGCUUACUUCAGUGAUCCCAACUUUGACAAGUGGCUUUUCUCCUGCACCUCAGGUUUGACCUCUGCUCUCCCUUGACCUUGACUGUGACAUUUGACCUUUGGCUUUAAGCAUUACAGCCUCAGAUAAAGAUACCUUCAGCCCAGGCACAGUGGCUCACGCCUAUAAUCCUAGCUCUUUGGGAGACUGAGACAGGCAGAUUCCCUGAGCUCAGGAGUUCAAGACCAGCCUGGGCAACACGGGGAAACCCUGUCUCUACUAAAAUACAAAAAAUUAUCCGGGCGUGGUGGCGUGUGCCCAUAGUCCCAGCUACUCGGGAGGCUAAGGCAGGAGAAUCACUUGAACCUAGAAGGCGGAGGUUACAGUGAGCCGAGAUCACACCACUGCACUCCAGCCUGGGCAACAGAGCAAGACUCGUCUCCAAAAAAAAAAAAAAAGAUACCCUCAGUGUGUCAGGCCUCUAAGAGCUCACCUGCCAGGCUUCUUCCUUGCUCCACUGUCCCAUUUAAUUCCACAUAUGAAGCUACCACUGUACAUCUCUCUUUUCCAGUGCCUGUUGAGUUGCAUAGAAGCACAGUUGUGUUUAUUUUGUUUUUAGGGUUGCCAUGGGCAAUUUCCAUGCCAUCUUUUAAGCAGUGUUGCACUGUGAAGAGAAUAUAGGCAAGUUUAUUUCUGGAAUGGCUUCUUCUUACAAUCAGAAUAGUUAGGAUGUAAUAUAUUUUUGGAUGGGCAUUUAAAGUGAAAAGGUACAUAUUCACAAAGACAUAGGUGAGGAUGUAUCUGUGUAAAUGCCUUUUGAUUCUGCAACUGCAGGAUACUCUCAUCAAAGACACAGAUAGUCAAAAACCUCUUUGUGUUCCCAAGGCCUUGCCCUACACCUAACACGUAAUAUGUCCAAAUGGAUGAAGAAGAGGAGGCAAGGACAAGGAUGUGAUGACCAAACAUUCUGUUAUGCAUUUGCAGCAUUUAUGUUUCUUCCUGGGGGAUUUUAUAAUAUACAAAGAAUCAUAAUAUAAAGAGAUGAUUUAAAAAAAAAAAUACUGCCAGGCAUGGUGGCUCAUGCCUGUAAUCCCAGCAAUUUGGGAGGCCAAGGUGGGUGGAUCACCUGAGGUCGGGAGUUCAAGAAUAGCCUGACCAACAUGGAGAAACCCUGUCUCUACUAAAAAUACAAAAUUAGCCGGGGAUGGUGGUGCAUGCCCGUAAUCCCAGCUACUGGGGAGUCUGAGGCAGAAGAAUCACUUGAACCCGGGAGGCGGAGGUUGUUGUGAGCUGAGAUCGCACCAUUGCACUCUAGCCUGGGUAAAGAGAGUAAAAUUCCAUCUUAAAAAAAUAAAAAUAAAAUAUAUAAAUAAUACCUAAAAUGUUACAACCUUCAUUUUACUGUAGAUGGUUCAAGAUUCUAUUAGUUCUUAAUUAUUUUAGCCCUGUUAUCGCUUCAUUACUUCAUGAUUGUUGAGUACAGAUGCUCAGUAAUCAUAACCUAUGGAAUAUUUGAUAUCAUGAUCUAAAUAAACAUUAAAAACAAA
Messenger RNA from Rhinopithecus roxellana (golden snub-nosed monkey), 4131 nucleotides. RefSeq names its product major histocompatibility complex class I-related gene protein. Gene Ontology annotation, biological process: immune response. Bases 1 to 1158 code for a protein of 385 amino acids. Gene Ontology annotation, cellular component: external side of plasma membrane. The record is from RefSeq and is a predicted model, not a curated record. The transcript has 6 exons. NCBI's taxonomy places the organism in Eukaryota, Metazoa, Chordata, Mammalia, Primates, Cercopithecidae.